CAGAAUUCCACUGCAGUCAGGACGACUGCAUGGCCGUCUCUGGCCAGCUUGGCUCCUGGGCGAGUCUUGGGCAUCACUACCAGUUUGACGGGCCCCCUCACCCUCGAGGGCACGCCAUUCCACCAAAUGCUUCUCCUUGUCCCCAUGGGGUAGCCUGCUCGGCUCUCGGCAGAAAGGAGGUUCGCCUUGAGUUUAUGUUCUCUAGGCAUGCCGAGAUGUCUGGACCUCACCUCUCGCUAGCGGAUAUAAAAUCCGCGCCAUCGCCUGCCUCAUCUCACUGUCGCCGACGUCGAUCCUCAUGGGCUUUCUUGCUCGCUUGCAAGUGGCCAUUCCCUUUGACUGUCUACUAUUUGGCUGCCUACUCUAGCGCCCUGCGCAACCAUCUGUAGUCAUGUCUUCUUUUCUGCAGCGCGUCGUCAAGAACGACGCGAUGCGCGAGGACCCUCCCGAGAUCUACGGCUGGAGAGUCUAUGCGCUGGCCUGCUCGGUGCGAGACAGUUCCCCAAAGAACGUACGUAUGACCGAAUCACUAACACAUCCACAUCCUCGCAGGCAUGCUUCUGCGGGCUUAUUUUCGGCAUCGACACGGGUGUCAUCGGGGGCGUCGUCCGCAUGGACGAGUUCAAGGAGCUUUACCAGCUCACGGGCAGACACGUCAGUGAUCUUGAGAGGGCCAACCUCAGCGCCAACAUCGUGUCCACGUCACAGGCCGGCUGCUUCAUCGGGGCGCUCCUCGCCGCCCAGACUGCCGACCGCUGGGGCCGCCGCCCGGUGCUCAUCUGGGCGGCUGGUGGCAUCAGCAUCAUCGGCGUAAUCCUCCAAGCCACCGCUUCCGGCCACCUCGCUCCCAUGUACAUCGGCCGUUUCGUCAGCGGCUUCGGCACCGGCUUCGCGUCCAUGGUCAACCCGCUCUACAUCGCCGAGAACGCGCCGCGUGCCAUCCGAGGCGGCCUGACGGGCAUCUACCAGCUCUUCAUAGUUUUCGGCAUCUUCAUCGCGUACUGGAUCAACUACGGCUGCCUCCUGCACGUCUCGGGCACGGCGCGCUACAUGAUCCCGCUCGUGAUCCUGGGCGUGCCGCCGGGGCUCAUCAUGGUCUCCAUGUACCUCUGCAACGAGAGCCCACGCCACCUGGCCAAGCAGGACCGCUGGGAGGAGGCCCAGGAGGUGCUGGUGCGCAUCCACGGCCUGCCCAUCGAGCACCCGUACGUGGCCAAGGAGUUUGCCGAGAUCCGGCACGCCAUCGAGUCCGAGAACGCGCUCCUGGACGGCGCCGGGUGGCGCGGCCUGACGAAGGAGAUGUGGACCAUCCCGGCCAACCGCAAGCGGGCGCUCAUCUCCAUCACCCUAAUGUUUUUCCAGCAGAUGACCGGAACCAACGCCAUCAACUACUACGCACCUCGCAUCUUUGCGUCGCUAGGCGUGAUGGGCGCAAAUAAUGAGCUGUUCGCGACAGGCAUCUAUGGACUGGUCAAGCUAAUCGCCGUCGUCAUCUUCCUCAUCUUCGUUGCCGACUCCCUCGGCCGCCGCCGAUCGCUUUUGUGGACCGGCAUCGGCAUGGGCGCGACCAUGCUGUACAUCACCAUCUUCAUCGCCGUCGCCCGCCCCACCGAAAGCAGCGGCCCGCCCGGCGGCGCGGGCUGGGUGGCGCUCAUCUGCGUGUUCCUGUUCGCGUCCAUGUUCCAGUUCGGCUGGGGCCCCGUGUGCUGGAUCUACGUGUCCUUCGCCGCCGCGACGCAGUGGCUCUUCAACUUUGUCGUCAGCCGCGCCGUCCCGCCCAUGCUGGAGGAGCUCGGGCCGGGCGGCUACGGCACCUACGUCUUCUUCUCGACCUGGUGCUUUCUGAUGGUCAUCUUCGUCUGGUUCUUCAUCCCCGAGACCAAGGGCCUGAGCCUCGAGGCCAUGAACGAGCUGUUUGGGUUCGAGGAGGUCCUGGGCCGCGGGAAGGACGCCGAGGCCGAGUCGGUGGACAGGGCCGGUGGUAGUGAAAAGAAGACGGACAGCGACGGAGUGCCUGCUAUAACAGAAAUGGAGGGAUCGAGGCCGGGACAGGGGAAGUAGGUUAGUGGAAGUGGCAGGGCCACAGAAUAUAACUUUUAACGUGGGGUGGAUGGACGACGGAG
Messenger RNA from Gaeumannomyces tritici R3-111a-1, 2123 nucleotides. RefSeq lists its product as hypothetical. Gene Ontology annotation, molecular function: carbohydrate:proton symporter activity. Gene Ontology annotation, cellular component: membrane. The record is from RefSeq and is a predicted model, not a curated record. NCBI's taxonomy places the organism in Eukaryota, Fungi, Ascomycota, Sordariomycetes, Magnaporthales, Magnaporthaceae. The transcript is spliced from 5 exons. The coding region runs from base 613 to 2061 and encodes 482 amino acids. Gene Ontology annotation, biological process: transmembrane transport; carbohydrate transport.